AUGGCUUUAUUUUUCUUUACAUCCAUUGCUGCUGCCAUGCUAGACCCUCACCAUGUCGAUAUCUUUGCGGUCUAUCAAAUUGUGAUACAGAAGGAGAAGGACCACAGGAAGGCCCUGGUUAACAAAGUACAAGAAUCGAGGUCGAGAAUACGAUCAACUACAAUCAUCUUGACAGCAAUCGACAAUGAAGAGUGGUCAAUCGUUGUCGAACCAAUAAUGUACUCUGGCACAUGUCACAUACUCUUGUCCAUUGUUACUACCGCCGUCAUGUUACUAGAAACACACGUUGAAGCACUUCAAGCCUAUCAAGCCGUCAUAAACAAGGAUCACAGAAAGACCCUAGACAUUCUCCGGGAGGAUCUGAUUCAUUGCAAGGAUACAUUGCAUGCUGGUCUCUCUGCAACUAAAGUAAAGGCUCCCAAGAGAAAGAACCUGGAAAGACCUACUCUGUCAGAACUGAACCAGAUUCUGGGUGAAAUCACAAGCGAGCGCAAGCCCGAAAGCUUGCUGCAACCGACGAGGGAAGCGACGAGGGAAAGGACAGGAGGGGCGGACAAGCAGACGGCAUACGACAAACGGACGGCAAAGGAGAAAAGUCCCCUACGGCCGACAAGGCAAGAAGGCGAGCGUUUGCCAACAGCAAAUGACGGGGGCAAGCGUGCGAACGACAACGUCGGGGACUCGCUGCUGCGAUCUAAGAAGGAAGAGGUGGAACCUCCGGAAUCAAGGCGGGAGCCCUUGAACGACAAGCACUCAAUGUGGUCAAGGAAACGCAAGCCGACUGCAACUCGAGUCAGCAAGCGACUCUUGAACCGAAGCAAGGACGCCAAGGCGACCAAGGCGACGGCAACGGCAAGCACGGGAGAUGACGAGAGCAUCAAGAUCGGAGACCAAGCAUUGUACAAGGAGGAUGGCACCAAAUAUACGGUUCAAAAAUCCUAUAUCCAUAUUGAAUUGCUAUACACCCUUGCUCAGAUCAAUGAGCACGUCAAGACGCCAGGUCCAAGAGAUCCAGAGAUCCUUGUUGACAAGAGGUCUGGGCACGUCAGCAACAUUUGCGACAUUUUGGAAUCACUUGAAAACCUCAAAGAAACUUGGGUACACAAACAGGUCAUUAACAGUGUCUCUUGGAACAUGUUUGUUCAGUAUGCUCUGGUCAUCCAGCAAUUAGUCAUUCCGUUGAAUCCCGUUGGGGCUUUCAGCAAUCAGCCACCGAUUUUCUUCUCUUUUAUUAAAAACUGGUUUGCAAAUGUUGUUGUGAGAGGCUUGCUUUCAGGUGGUGACCUAGUUCUACACAUUGUGAACAAAACCUACUGUAUUGAGUAUCAACAGGGAGACAUGGUAACCUUUAGAUCAGCCAUUGUCAUGCAUGAGAUCAUGCCUUCUACUGAACACUGCCAAAAACAUUCAAAGCAAGGCGCGACCAAGCAGACCUUUUGGCAAACAAGCUGA
Molecule: messenger RNA, 1452 nt
Organism: Filobasidium floriforme
Lineage: Eukaryota; Fungi; Basidiomycota; Tremellomycetes; Filobasidiales; Filobasidiaceae
Exons: 9
Coding region: 1-1452 (483 amino acids)
Source: RefSeq, a predicted model, not a curated record